AUGUUUGAUAACUCUCACUACCCCUUCAACUGUUUUAACUACGAUGGAGACGGAUACCCUUCCUCUAGCACUGACGAAGAGAAGAAAAUGUGUAGACCGGCGUACAGUGUGUGUCUGUGUGUCAGCUACAUCGCUCUGAUAGCCAUGGCUAUCCAGCAGAGCCCCGAGCAGCGGGUCACUCUGUCGGGCAUCUACGAGUUCAUCAUGAAGAGAUUUCCGUACUACCGAUCGAACCAAAGAGCCUGGCAGAACUCCAUCAGACACAACCUGUCUCUCAACAGCUGCUUCAUCAAGGUUCCUCGGACAGAGGGCAAUGAGAAGGGAAAGGGAAACUACUGGUCUUUUGCCACUGGCUGCGAAUCCAUGCUCGACCUGUUUGAAAAUGGCAACUUUCGACGGCGCCGGCGCAGGAGGAACGUGAAAAUCAGCCUCUGUGAUUCAGGAGAAACCCCUUUCCACCCACUAGAGAGCCACAGGAAACAACAAGUAUCUGCAGCCCGGCACCCUGACUCCGAUUCCACCCUCUGCCCUUUGAACCCUGAAAGGCCAAGGCCCGGUCCACAGCAAAACCACCUCAUCCCAAACUCCACCCAGCAGGGGAAACCAGAGUCGGAGAUCAAGUUUAGCAUUGACUAUAUCCUUUCCACUCCGGAUCCACCCCUGCCUGGGUUCAGAUCCUCCCACGGCCCUGUGCACAUAGGGCCUACAGGGCCACCUAUACAUGUUCUGGAGCCCCAACACCUGAACCUGCACUUCUGGACUCUGUGAGCAAAUGACAG
Xiphias gladius (swordfish) is the source of this 779-nucleotide messenger RNA. RefSeq names its product forkhead box L3 (gene foxl3). Gene Ontology annotation, molecular function: DNA-binding transcription factor activity, RNA polymerase II-specific; RNA polymerase II cis-regulatory region sequence-specific DNA binding. Gene Ontology annotation, biological process: cell differentiation; regulation of transcription by RNA polymerase II; anatomical structure morphogenesis. The transcript has 3 exons. The record is from RefSeq and is a predicted model, not a curated record. Bases 1 to 768 code for a protein of 255 amino acids. Lineage: Eukaryota; Metazoa; Chordata; Actinopteri; Istiophoriformes; Xiphiidae.